AUGGCCUUAAUUGACAACAGAAUCACUGACCGACAGGACUGCAUCUUAGGUGCUGCCAAAGGAAACCUUGCUUACCAAAAGUUUAUGUUUUCAGUCUAUCCAAAGUUUGCUCUGGAUUUAAAAUCUGCAAAUAUAGAUAAAACCUUAUCUUUUAUACAUCACUUUGAGAGAAGUGACCUUAUGAGUCCAGGUGAUAAACCGUUCACAAUAACCUAUCUCAUAGGAUAUGCCCUGACCAAUAGUCACCAUAGCAUAGACUACAAGAAAGACGAGUAUAUCGAACUUGACGACGUCUUCUCAGAAAUCGGCCAUGUCAAAGAUAAGCAAUUAUGCGACAUAAAUCCUCAAGAAAACUCUUGGGUUAUAAACAUAGCUAGAAACAAAAAAUCUCUAGGAGAAACUCUUAGACCAAGAAUUUCUAUGGACUCACUUCACAUAGUAGAAAGCUCAGAAAGAAAAGAUAGUAAAACAGUCAAAAUUAAAACUCUUGACGACAAUACUGAAAAGAAAGAAUACGUUUUUUCUACUUCUGGAAAAGCUGACAUUACUAAAGAGUUAUCUGAAAAGAUUGAUUCUUGCCCUUGUAAUAAAGACAUUCUUGAACACAUCAAAAAUAUUUCCAUUAUAGAGCAAAAAACCAAACCGGGAAAAUACUCAGGACUUAAGAAAUACUCACCUCCCAAUCCUAGUAUUGGAAACCCAGACCUAGGUAGCUCAAAAGACUCCAUGAAGAUUGAUAUUUUUAGGAAGGAGAAACAAUGA
Molecule: messenger RNA, 762 nt
Organism: Lactuca virosa
Lineage: Eukaryota; Viridiplantae; Streptophyta; Magnoliopsida; Asterales; Asteraceae
Source: the annotation of a GenBank genome assembly